Messenger RNA from Sinocyclocheilus grahami, 600 nucleotides. RefSeq names its product baculoviral IAP repeat-containing protein 5.1-like. The record is from RefSeq and is a predicted model, not a curated record. The transcript has 4 exons. Bases 67 to 501 code for a protein of 144 amino acids. Lineage: Eukaryota; Metazoa; Chordata; Actinopteri; Cypriniformes; Cyprinidae.
UUAAACAUCCACUUUCAGCCAGGAUUAUUGUGUGGAGUUGAGUUGCAGUCUGGUGGUGCUUCAGAAAUGUCUAACGCAGAAGUCAUUGCUUCCCGACUUUUGACGUUUAAUCAGAUGUAUAGUUAUGAAAAGCGACUACAGACUUUUUCCGAGUGGCCUUUUCGAGAAGAUUGCCAGUGCACACCAGAGUUGAUGGCCAAGGCAGGUUUUGUGCACUGCCCUAGUGAGAAUGAGCCAGACGUAGCCUGCUGUUUCUACUGUCUCCGAGAGCUGGAGGGCUGGGAGCCGGAAGAUAACCCCUGGUCUGAACAUGCCAAGCGCUCCCCCAACUGUGCCUUUCUUCAUAUGAAAAAGACAUUUGACAAGCUCACAGCCAUUGAAUACUUUCAGCUGGAACAGGAGCGGCUUCGCAUCUACAUUAGGAAGAUGGGUCACCGGAAGAUAGCCUUCUUUCGUGAUGAGGUGGAGAUCACUAGCAAAAAUCUGAGAGCUCUUAUUUGAUAUCUGGUGAUGGUAAAUUAUUUUAAUUGUACACUGUUUGUGAACUUGCACCAAUAAAUUAAAUGUUUUUAUGUACCAUCAAUUUAAAUUUUUUUUCCU